Striga asiatica is the source of this 1881-nucleotide messenger RNA. NCBI's taxonomy places the organism in Eukaryota, Viridiplantae, Streptophyta, Magnoliopsida, Lamiales, Orobanchaceae. The record is from the annotation of a GenBank genome assembly.
AUGUCUUGCGCACCUUGUCCCAAAAGGGCACGUUACACCGCGCCGCCGCCGUCCUUGUCCUCUUGCCGUUGGGCGGCUUGGGCCCACGACUCUCCAAUUUCGGAUCCAGGCGAAAUUACUCCGGCAUAUGUCCCGACCCAAACCCAAUCUGUCGAUUCGCCGCCGGAAAGGAUCACCGUCGAUAGCAUCGACGAGGAAUUUACGAUAUUGAAUAAGGUGGGCGAGGGGACUUAUGGCGUCGUCUACAGAGCCCGCCGCCGAUCGACCGGCCAGAUAGUGGCCCUCAAAAAGGUGAAGACCUCCACAGCCACAGCCGACGACUCGGAGGUCGAAAUCCUCUCGUCUCUAAACCCUCACCCCUCGAUCAUCCGUCUCGAGCAGGCGGCUGUCUCGGCCCGCGGGGCCGUCUUCACAGUGAUGGAGUACGUGGAGCACGAGAUCCGAGCCCUACUCGCCGGCACCAUGAGGCAACCCUUCAGCCAGAGCGAGGCCAAGUGCCUUAUGCUCCAGAUCCUGCUCGGCUUAAACCACCUCCACCAAAACCGCGUCUUCCACAGGGACCUCAAGACCUCCAACCUCCUCUACAACAAUCGAGGCGAGCUCAAAAUAUGCGACUUCGGGCUGGCCUGUCGGGCCCACGGCCCGGUCCCCCACACUCAACCGGUGGUCACAUUGUGGUACAGGGCACCCGAGCUCCUGCUCGGAGCCCGAAGCUACUCCACGGCCAUCGACAUGUGGUCCGCGGGUUGCAUCAUGGCCGAGCUGCUUUUGGGGAAACCGCUGUUUGAAGGGAAUACGGAGAUUGAUCAGCUGGCCAAGAUUUACAGUGUGUUGGGAACUCCGGACAAUAGGAUUUGGCCGGGCUUUUCGGAGCUGCCGGGCAAUGGGCCCAAUAAGGUGAGGUUUAUUGUGGGGCGGAGGCAGAAUAACUCGUUGAGGCAGCUGUUUCCGAAGAUGUCGUUUAUCGGGUCGCCAACGCUUUCGGAUGCUGGGCUCGACUUGCUUAAAGGGCUCUUAACGUACGACCCAAAGAGACGGAUGAAGGCAGGGGAGGCUCUGGCCCACCGCUGGUUUCGAGAGGUACCUCUACCCAAGGAUAAGGACUUUAUGCCAACUUUUCCUCCUAAGCAUUGUCUUAAAGUCUUUAGGACAAAUGAGAAGGAACUUGUCAUGGAACUCACAAUACAAUGGGCUGGCAAUCCAAACAUUGUUGUUGCAGUGACUAUUUCGCCUGUACAAGUCACUGUCCAGUUAUUUGAUGUUCAAGUAUUUGCUGCACCUCGGAUAAGUUUGAAACUACUUGUCCCUACCAUUCCGUGUUUUGCAAAUAUAAUUGUAUCAUUGAUGGAGAAGGAAAAGAGUGUUCUUCUAGCCGGGGCACUUUUUCUAUGUCCCCUUAACCUCAUCAACUACGCGCGCAAGGAGAUGUCGUGGUCGAGACGGCUGGAGCUGGAGCGGAGGAUCACACUCCUUUCCGGAGACUCAGCAAGCUUCGAGGCGAGUGGACAAGUAGAAGACGCGGCUCAAAACCGUUCAUCCGCCCCCGUAGGCUGUGCAGAUAAAGCAGCUAUCAAAGCUAUGCUUGUCAAUCAAGUAGCUCGGCUUCACUGCGAGUCUGGCUGUGCGUGCAUCUUCGGCCGAGACAUCGUCGGAGUUCAUCAGCCACAUUUUGAAUUUGUGAGGAGGCCGCGAGGCUUGAAAAUCGACAAGCUACUUCCUGGAGGUCCUUUGGUUGCAGGUGAGGAUGGAAAAGGCGUAUAUUGCCCCGUCAUCUCCAUAUUUGGUGUUGAAUCGUCGAUCCGCGGGCUGCAUGAUGAUGUGGAAGAAUCUCGCGGGGAGCUGAGAGGGGUCGGUAGUCGAGCGCCGAUUGACUGGGAAUAA